AUGAAAUCACAAUUAUCGUCGAAUGGCUUACUUAAAUCAUGUACAACCACGUCGUUGUUAAAAGGCUCAUCAACAGUGAACCUAGGCUCAUUGUCACAUUUGAUGACCACAAUGUUAUUUUCAUCAGCUACAGAGAUCGAAGACCUUGGGAUUUUUAACGACAAGGCUGUGAAAGGACGGUACUUAGUGGGUUGGAGAUGUUUGUGUUGUUUCUCUUUUUUUCCCCAACUUUCUAUUGCGUCCAAAUGGUUAUGGCUAGAAAUUUCUGAGAUUUUUCUUUUCCUAUUCACUUUGGUAUUUAUCUGCCUAGAUUCAUUGUCAAAAUCUAAUGCACGCGUACAAGUUUUUUUUCUAAUAUUAUACUUUAUUUGUUUGUGUGCAUUCAUCACACGCUCUCUCAUAAGUCUUAAAAACCGACCUCACUUCCACCUUCGGUCACCAUCAAGUAUGUCAACUUUUACAGUUUUAAACCAAGAUUCAACGGUAGCAUUACUCUGGCGGAUUUCAAUGCCAUUGUUGAGUUUAUUAUUCAUAAUAGGUGUCCACAGUGCUAAGAAAGGUACAUACUUGACUAUAAACUCGUGUAAAUAUGAUUCAUCGUAA
Messenger RNA from Aphis gossypii (cotton aphid), 603 nucleotides. RefSeq lists its product as uncharacterized. The transcript is spliced from 2 exons. The record is from RefSeq and is a predicted model, not a curated record. Bases 1 to 603 code for a protein of 200 amino acids. NCBI's taxonomy places the organism in Eukaryota, Metazoa, Arthropoda, Insecta, Hemiptera, Aphididae.